ACGUGACGUUUCUCCCCCGACAGAGGAGCCUUCUCCCAGGUGCGUCUGGCGGAGGUGAAGGACGACCCGUCUCACAUGGUGGCCAUCAAGAUCAUCGAUAAGAAGGCACUCAAAGGCAAGGAGGAUUCCCUGGAGAACGAGAUCAAGGUUCUACGAAGGCUAACGCAUCCGAACAUAGUUCAGCUCUUAGAAACGUUUGAAGAUAAACACAAAGUCUAUUUGGUAAUGGAAUUAGUAACUGGCGGUGAACUGUUUGAUAGAAUUGUUGAAAAAGGGUCAUAUACAGAGAAAGAUGCUUCACAUCUCAUACGACAAGUAUUAGAGGCUGUUGAUUAUAUGCAUGACCAGGGUGUUGUUCAUCGAGAUCUAAAGCCUGAAAAUUUGCUCUACUACAGUCAAGAUGAAGAUAGCAAAAUUAUGAUCAGUGAUUUUGGGCUCAGUAAGAUGGAAGACUCGGGCAUCAUGGCAACAGCAUGUGGCACACCUGGUUAUGUUGCUCCAGAAGUCUUGGCACAGAAACCUUAUGGGAAAGCAGUAGAUGUAUGGAGUAUAGGUGUAAUUGCAUAUAUUCUUCUAUGUGGUUACCCUCCAUUCUAUGAUGAGAAUGAUGCAAAUCUUUUUGCACAGAUUCUUAAAGGUGAAUUUGAAUUUGAUUCUCCUUAUUGGGAUGAGAUCAGUGAUUCUGCCAAGGACUUCAUCCGCCAGUUAAUGUGUGUUGAUGUUGAAAAGAGGUACACCUGUAAGCAGUCUCUAGGACAUCCAUGGAUUUCUGGAAAUGCAGCCAGUGACAAGAAUAUCCAUAGCUCUGUGUCUGAGCAGCUGAAGAAGAACUUCGCAAAAAGUCGAUGGAGGCAACUAAUGCAUGCAAUCGUGAUGGUUCACAAGAUGCAGCGACUGGCCCUAUCCUCCACGAACAUGGAGGUGGACACUCCCCCCGCCUGUCCUCCAAUUACGGAGGAGGCAGAGGCAAGGGAGGAUGAGGGGGAGGAGGAGGAGGAAGGGGUUCACCCAGCAAGCCUACCAUGCAACAGCCGUGAUCCGCCAAAUGAGGCUGCUGGCACUAAGCACACAGCGUGAGAAGAAACUGAGUGAGUCCAGUGACACGAAUGCAAACACCACCACUACUUCAGCGCCGCCAGCCAGUAAAUCACCUAGAGAAAAUGCCCACUAGUUAAUCUGUGACUCAAUAUUAUGUUUUUAAAGACAAAUGACAGAUUUGGCUCUCCUUAUUUCCUGUCUGCAUUUCAAAAAGGCAAUACUCUACAAUGCAAUAGGAUAAUUUGCCUUUUGAAAAUGCACGCAUUACUCUAUGGAGAAAGUCAGAUCUUUGGUUUAGGUUCCUGUGGUUCCUUGGUUUACAUAAAAGUUUUAAAUGUGGCUCGGCAAGUAGCCUGUAUGGAAGGCUUUGGCGUCUUCUACUUAUUUGUGAUUGAGUCUAGAAUCAUAGUUAUUUUUGUAUGAUACUUGGAGAUAUUUUUCACUUGCAGUCUUUGGUAGUACUCCAAUUUGCCAAAACGAUAAACUGUCUUCUAGAAAGUACACCAUAAAAGAAACACUGAAAUUGCAUAGUUUUACAGUCCAGUGCUCAGUAUAUCAGACUUACUGGGUUGAAAAUGAUUUUAGCCAUUUAGCAAAGUGUAUUUAGUGCCAUUUUCAAAAUUAGAAAGUUCAUAGAGUGUAUUUAUAAAAUGUAUGGCACUUGUUGAAUGUGACUGCUUUAAUCUUCUAGCUGUUUAUAAACUUCAAUGCGUCUUAAUACUCUUGUGUUUGGUGCAUUGACAGACUAUAAUACAUACCAAAACUAUCCUAGACUGUCAUAUUUAAAAUAAGUUAUUUUUUACCCAUAUUUAGGGUAGGGGCUCAUAAAUAGCCAAUGCUCUAUCAAUUUUACUCCUUUUUGGAGUCCACAGUUGAUGCUUGUGAAAAGCAUAUGGAAUCUAUUGUUACUUUAGCUUAGAAAAUGUUGAUUUCACUCAUAAGCAUUUCAGAAUUUUAUGGUGUUGGAAAAUCACUUCUGUCCAUCUAAGGACCUAUUGUCUUUCAUGUUAUACACAAUUUUUCAAAACUGUCUGGGAAAGUGCAACUGCAUAUUUUUCCCUGAAAAUACAUAUUUAGCAUGAUUAUCUGUUCACUUGGGCAGUGAAGCUCUCUGUUAAUCAAAUUUUGUAUUUGUGCUGUUGCCUCUAGAGAUGUAUAUUGAUCAGAACCAGUCUUGCUGAGGCUUAGUGGUCUAAUAGCAAGCAUGUGUUUUGAUCUACGCAACAAUUUGUAAAUUUCCAAGUGCAAUUUUUGACCAGUAAGUAUCAGUGUUCUUUUUAUUUUCUGUUGGAUAUUCAUUCAAGAAGUUGACAAUUCUUGAUGUUUUUUGUAGUAGGUCCCUGGCCUGAAUAUCAUGGGUCAUGUAAGGAUUAGUAAAAAUAUUAGAUACUUUUAAAGUUAAGCAUCAGCUGUAGGUGCAUCAUAUGCUGUGGUUUCCAAAAGUAACCCACUGUACUUUUUACUAUCCUUUGAUAUUGACUGUGUUUAUCAGGGCUAAUGUCUCAUGCACACAAUGGUAGCACAAAAGUUCCAUCAGUCAGCUAAAGUUCUUAUCAAGCUUGCUUUUUAUUUUUGUUUCAUACUAUGAAAUGUUUUCUUAGGGUGUAUGUGAAUGACUUUUUCAUAGAUGUUUUAUUUCUAAAUAUUGUUUAAAUUUCAUUUAGCUUGUCGAUAGAUAUGUAACUGAUUUAUAUGUUGAGAUACUAUUCAGCUCUGCAUGAUAUUAUAUUAUUUUGAAUAUGCUUUGUACUUGGUUUAGGCUUUUAGCAGACUGAAAUGGAAGUUUAUGUAGAAAUCACAAAAUGAAUGUGUAUUCCUGUUUUUAAAAAUUUGCCUCUAUUAGAAACCUUAUUAGAAAGUAGACUAAGCUAUUUGUAGCUUAUAGAAUUUUUAAAAUCUUGCAUCUGUAGAGACUAGAUUACAAGAAAUUAGUACUGACUUGCAUGACAUCACAGAAAACAUUAAACAUUUUGAACGGGUUUGGUGGUGGUUAUAUAAGCUAUGUUCAGCACUUACGAGUCAUGGUGGUCUAUUAAGGGGUCAUUAGUAUCAAGAAUUAUUUACCAGUUGAAUAGACUGAUUAUAAACUACAACCAUGCACCUAAAAAUCCUGUAGCUUUGCUUACUUGUGUGGUGUCUGUGUUAUUGGUUGAAUUAAAUGAUAUGCAUUUAUCAUGGUAGAGGGCAAUAUGCUAAACAGUUGGGCGUUAUUCCCUUGAGGAGACUACCAGAAGUGACUUGAAACUUUGUACGUGACUUUAACUUAGUUGGGUAUGAUUUUUGAUAGUGGAAUUAUUUCCCAAAAUAUGUAUUACUUUUAAAUCCAUUAUAUUUGAUAUUUCAAGAAUAAGUUAUUAUAGGUUUUUACAGAAAGCUUAAAAUUGCCAAGUGCAGAUGAAUUGUUUUCAUUUGUAAUAACAGUCUUUGGCAGUGGCUGCAUCAGUAGCUUGUACAGUGGCAGCCAUCAAUCAGUAGUUUAAAUUAUCACUAUCACUGAUAUCUUAUUAUGUUUCUCAUUGUUUUUACAGAAGAGGAAUUAUUCAUAUAUAAGGUUAUAUAUGGAAUAUAGAUUUUAUUAACCUCAUUUUGUGUCAGGUUUUUUGGUGUUUUUUCUCAAUAAAUGUCUCAUCAUUAAGGUUGCUAUUCUCACUGAGUCAAUCAGCUCAGUAAAUUGCUACAUAUUCUUGCCCCUCUGCCUUGGAAGUACCAGCUGAUGAUGUUAUUUUCCAAUGACAUCUCCUGUCAAAAUAUUACCUCUCUCUGAAUUGAUGAUUUAAUUCUAAUUUGCUUUUCUCUGAGUACACUGAAUAUAGUCUAUAAGAAUUCCAUAAGUGAAUCAUAGGGCUGUGUGCACAGGUAUGCAACACAGUGCUAAGAAGAUAUUCACCUGCAUGACUCUGCCUUACUUGAAAGGUUAAAACAGUUGGGGUCUCACACAGGCUGGUGCUCUGAAGUUAAUACUUUUCCUAUAUUAUGUAUUGCCAAAGUAAAAUAGAGAAUGGUGGAAAUACCUAAUAUAGAAAUGUAUCUUCAGAGAACAGUGCGUUGUCCUUAUUUAGAGAAGAGUUAAUAGUCCUAAUUUAGGUGACUUUUCCUUUGCAAGGAAAAUGUCAUAGGUUUUUGAUGUUAUAAACUUUUGGUAUAUUUUCAUUGCAAAUAUGCAACAUGAAACAUUUAUUAUACAUUACAUCAACUUGCAUGUAAAUAACACAGAUAUGCUAUAUAAGCUUGUACUACACUGGUGAAUAUAGUACUUUGCCAGACACAUAGAUUAUCAGUUUGAAUUCUUUAAGGUCAUGUGAAGUUCAGUAAACACUAUGUUGUGAAUUAGACCUAUGGUAAUUGCUACAUUUUCAUAUACAAAUGAGAAAAAAUCUGCCAUUUAUCAUUUCUGAUUAUGUACUGUACAUGGUUUACAGAGUUGGUAAUGACACUGCAGACUUUGGUUCAUUUGUUUAACAUAAAAUACAAUGACCAACUAUUUUCCUCCGAGCC
Penaeus vannamei (Pacific white shrimp) is the source of this 4533-nucleotide messenger RNA. The record is from RefSeq and is a predicted model, not a curated record. NCBI's taxonomy places the organism in Eukaryota, Metazoa, Arthropoda, Malacostraca, Decapoda, Penaeidae.